Molecule: messenger RNA, 1173 nt
Organism: Striga asiatica
Lineage: Eukaryota; Viridiplantae; Streptophyta; Magnoliopsida; Lamiales; Orobanchaceae
Source: the annotation of a GenBank genome assembly
AUGAACCACAAUUUGAAUAGCAAUAUCGGGAGGAAUAAAGUCGAGGUCGACUUGAGUGCUCGCGAGUCGCUGGACUCGUUUGCAAUUUUGAACUUUCGAAUGAAUCAGAAUUUGAAUUGCUACUACUCUGGGAGGAAUAAAGCAUGGGGCAGUACCCAAUUACUAGUCAAGCGCGUUGGGCCCCGCGCAGGCCUUGAGCACCGGACUCCAAAUCCACUGCACCAGAAACCGCCGCCCCCGCCGGCCGUGCAGGUUGAACGUCCUCCCGCCGCCGUCCCUCAUCACCUGCCCAAUGUACCCGCCGCCGCCGCCCGUCCCGUACAGCCCCUCGCACAGGUCCCCGAUCUCCGUCGGCGCCGUCGGGUCCUCGCCGGCGUACCACGCGUUGAUCAGCGGGUUCGAAGAAAGCUCCGCCAGCUCGUGCCCGAUCACGCUGAUCAUCCCGUCCACUCCGGCGUCUCCGUUAGGCGGCCUCAGCGCCGUCGUACCCCCGCCGGCCAUGUACGCCGGCACGGCGAAUGGGUAGGCGCACACCUCCGGGCACUGCCGGCCGGAGUUCCCGACCCACGCGUACGGCAGCGUGCUUCCCGCCACCGACGGGAAGGUGAAGUAGUGGAAGCCGCAGACGGCGCGGCAGAAGUCCUGCACUGUGACGCCGGCGGCGGUGAGGACGAGGUAGACCCCGUUCCGGUGGUCUGCGGGGAGUGGCCCCGACCGGACGGCGGCGGCGAUGACCCCCUGCAUCGAGAGGCGCGUGAGGGAGGCGCCGUGGGAGCAGUUCCGGUCGGCGUGCUCGCCGGCGACGACGACGGAGCGGGAGACGUUGGCUCCGGUCUGGUCGGUGUAGAGGGAGACGGUGCGCCACCAGUCGGCGACGCUGGGGGAGGGAGCGGCGCGGUGGUCGGAGAUGGAGAGGAGGAAGUCGAGGAUGAGGAGGCGCUGCGCGUCGGGCCACGCGCCGUACCAGAUGAGGUAGAGCUUGAUGGGGGCAGCGGAGAGGACGGGGCCCAUGUGGUAACGGAGGUCGACGAGCUCCGACGAGCCCUCAUACCUCUUGGAGGAAGAGAGGGAUCUCGGCGGGAGCUUGGGGUUGCAGGUGGUGGCGGCGGCGCCGCCGUUUUUUUCGACGGGUGGGUGUAUUUGAAGGGUUUGGUGGUGGUUUCCGGCAGCUAG